GAGACCCGCCCACUUCUGUGUGCAAGAGAUCAAGAAAGGUCAGACAACACAUUUAGUAUCAACCAAGAAAGCAUCAUGAGCGUCUCUAUUUUCGUCUCCUACGAGCCUGAUGGCAGCCCUUCCCUUCCAGACAAAGACAGAAGACCGAUUAAUCUCAUGGUGUCACGGUUACAGCGAGGAGAGGAUGUGUUACUGAGGGUGUAUGAACAGACCAAGGGAGAGCUGAGACAACCACACACCGAAUAUGGACUAUUCUGGCCAGAGCAGAAGACGUGGAUUCUUUCUAACUGUCUACUAGGCCACGUCCAAAUCUUCUCGGGGGCUAAGCUCAUCCUGAGGCCAAAGAAAAGGCAGCUGAGAAUAAGGUUUCUGGACGGAUCCUCCAAGACUAUUGCAGUGGACGAAACUAAAGUGGUGAAGGAGUUGGUCGUGGACCUGUGCUCACAGCUGGGACUGUCACAGCCAGAGGAGUUGUCUCUGGUGGUGUCUGGUGACUACGCUGUGCAGAAACACCACCCAGCUAAGAUGUCAGUGAAGAGAGUUGGAUCUGCAUCUCCGGUGAGUGCGCACAAGAUGCUCCUCACUUCCAAGAGAGACUCUAAGAGUGCUGGCUCUAUCAAAGACUUCAUCUCCAAGGACACGCCCCCACCACUCUCCCCUAGCUCUCGGAGGAAGCAAAGACCCGGCAGUGCCAAGAAACCUCAAUAUUCCACCUGGACAGUGAAAAGAACCAAAAAACAAAUCUCCAAGAAGCACCAGAUACGCCUGGACACCCCGUGGUUGGACCCUAACAAGACGCUGGCAGAGCAAGAGGUGACCGUGACUGACGAGCUCAUACUCAUGUACAGGUUCUAUUACAACCUGGAUCUGAAACGUGGCUCACUCAAUGUGGACAUGCUCUUCAAACAAGCAAGGGCCACGUAUCUUGCUGGGGAGCUACUCUGUUCUCCCAAUGACAUGGUUCGUCUCUCCGCCAUCCUCUGUCAGAUCACCAAGGGCAACUACUCAUCAAACAAAUACUCUCCUGACUCCCUCACUUCUCUUAAGAACAUUAUAGCUCCCCCGAAGUGCAAGAUAAAGACUAUUGCCAAGAAGAUCACAGCCGAGCACACGUCCUUGGAGGGGCUCUCGAGUCAGGAUGCUAAGUGUUGGUUUGUGAAACUCUGGUCCUCACUGGAACUAUUUGGAAUGGAGUUUCUCUCUUGCACAAAUACUGACACCAAGGACAAGGGACUCAUUGGUAUCUCAAAGGACAAGAUACUGUUUCUGUAUCACAAGAAAAGGAAGAACAUCUCGUGGGAUGCUGACAACCUCUCUCAUUGGAGACAUGACUCUACCAAGGACAGUGUUUCUCUGACCCUCACUAACGAUGGUAGCAGUGAGGUGCUCAACCUUUCUCUACCGGAGUACUCCGGGGUGCUGGUCGACUGUCUCGAAGGCCAUCGAGACCUUAGUGACUCGUACCCGGAUCUCGGCAUAAUUAGCAUGGGCUACCAGUUUGACAAAGAGUUGGAGGCAGCCAUUAGCGACUUUGCCACUCAGACGAAGAUGGACGCCAAGAUAAGACGAGCCAUCAACAGCCUUACAUACGAGGACGUGUACUGGGCAAGCAAGAUUGAAAACCCUCUGCUGUCAGAAGAGGAGUUGUCUCAGCUGCAGUCCUCGUCCUGGGAGAACCCAGCCUUUGGGAACAUGGAUCAACUCAUGGAGGAAAGAUUCCAAUUUCUGGAUUUCGACGAAGGCACUGAAGAGACUGAAGAUAACAAGCUGCACACCCUUCAACUGCCCACCCCCUCCACUCCAGACUCCUCCCCUAGCCACACCCCCAGCCCCACGUUACGAACACAUCACACCGCCCACAGCACACACUCUAACCCUAGCCCUCUCAUCAAGAGCAGACACACACCCGAUCUUUCCCCUAAGGCUAAUGGAAGACUAAAACGAGCUUCACUACAAGAAGGACUAUGUAAUGGAGUCCAAGACACCUCGAAAUUAAAUAUGUUUCGAAAAUUGAGCGGCCACAGCAGAAGUGGGAGCAACGGUGCAAGCGGAAGUGAUGGGAGCUCUGCGAGUAUCCAUAGCGAUGGGGACAAUGGAGUGGCUUCGGCUAUACUGAGCGGGAAGAAUAGGAGAGACCAUGUUGGCUUAACUGACUUUAAAGCAAAGAGACCAGCUAGUUUUGCUCUGUGAAUGUAUAUAUAUAAAUUAUAUAUACUUUUUGUUACAUAUUGUAAGUGCACUCAAAUGUACAAAA
This is a messenger RNA of Halichondria panicea, 2254 nucleotides long. RefSeq lists its product as uncharacterized. NCBI's taxonomy places the organism in Eukaryota, Metazoa, Porifera, Demospongiae, Suberitida, Halichondriidae. The transcript is spliced from 18 exons. Gene Ontology annotation, cellular component: plasma membrane; cytoskeleton. Gene Ontology annotation, biological process: cell-cell adhesion. The coding region runs from base 76 to 2190 and encodes 704 amino acids. The record is from RefSeq and is a predicted model, not a curated record.